GCCGCGGGGCGGGAAGGGGCGGGCGCGAAGAUGGCGGCGCUGGGGGCGCGGGGCUCGGCGGCGCUGCCCGCGCGGCUGCGGGCGCUCUGGGCGCUCCCGGCGCGGCGGGCGCUGGCGGCGGAUGCGGGCGACGGAAAGGCCGCCCAGCCCAGGCCCGCCUUCACGGACGAAGCGGUUCAGACCCUGCUGUACAAAAUGACGGGACUCGACCUGCACAAGGUGUUCCGGCCCGUGAAAAAGGGCCUCAAGCCCCCUCACUACAAGCUGAUGACCGAAGCUCAGCUGGAAGAGGCCACAAGAAAAGCCAUUGAGGAAGCUAAAACAAAACUAAUCAUGCCCCCUGUUUUAAAUGAACGAGAGCCAAUAGAUGAUGUCUUAGCAGAAGACAAAGUCCUUGAAGGAACUGAAACUGCCAAAUAUGUAUUUACAGAUCUAAGCUACUCCAUUCCACAUCGUGAACGUUUCAUUGUGGUUAGAGAACCAAGCGGGGUGUUACGCAAAGCCACCUGGGAGGAGCGAGACAGGAUGAUCCAGAUCUUCUUCCCAAAGGAAGGGCGCCGGGUCAUCCCCCCUACAUUGUUCAAGGAUGAGAACCUCGGGACUGUGUUUCAGCAAGACCGUCAUGAGGAUGUCCUGAACAUGUGCAUUGCUCAGUUUGAGCCAGAUUCACCUGAUUAUAUCAGAGUUCACCACCGCACCUACGAGGACAUCGAGAAACACGGCAAGUACGACCUGCUGCGCUCAACCAGGCACUUCGGGGGCAUGGUGUGGUACCUGCUCAGCAGGAAGAAGGCAGAUGGCUUACUCAUAGACAUGAUCAACAGAGACCUGCUGGAGGAUGCUACAAGUUUAAUUACACUGUAUCAUAUGCUUCACCCUGAAUGUCAGUCAGCAAAGGAAGCUAAAGAAGGAAAACUUCAAGGAGUUGAUCUGAUCAAGGUAUUUGUGAAAACUGAAUCCCAGAGAGAAGGUUAUAUCCAGCUGGCCCUGCAAGCUUAUGAAGAAGCAAUGGCUACUUCUUCAGUUUCAUGAAGUAAACCUCAGCUCAUCAGAAGUUUUAAGUCUAUAUAAAGACUUUCUGUACAGGAUUCCACAAUAAAUACUUGAAAAUGA
Messenger RNA from Oenanthe melanoleuca, 1113 nucleotides. RefSeq names its product mitochondrial ribosomal protein S22 (gene MRPS22). The coding region runs from base 31 to 1032 and encodes 333 amino acids. The transcript is spliced from 8 exons. NCBI's taxonomy places the organism in Eukaryota, Metazoa, Chordata, Aves, Passeriformes, Muscicapidae. Gene Ontology annotation, molecular function: structural constituent of ribosome. Gene Ontology annotation, cellular component: mitochondrial small ribosomal subunit. The record is from RefSeq and is a predicted model, not a curated record.